Drosophila busckii is the source of this 3082-nucleotide messenger RNA. Its product is annotated as transcription factor SPT20 homolog. NCBI's taxonomy places the organism in Eukaryota, Metazoa, Arthropoda, Insecta, Diptera, Drosophilidae. The record is from RefSeq and is a predicted model, not a curated record. Gene Ontology annotation, molecular function: zinc ion binding; nucleic acid binding.
GCCACCAUCCAUACAAAAAGAAGAAAAUACAUUUGCUAACAGAAACAAAUACACACACACUCUCCAGGCUGGACUUCAUAGUAGAUGCGUUCGUGCCACAACAACAUUGGAAAUGAUUUGUCCCAAAGACGUGCUGCAGUGGUUUACGACUCUGGAGAGCUACAAGCGCAUUGAUACCAUGUGUUCACUAUUCGAAGCCUGCCUGCCGUUUGAGCUGCGCUUCUUGGGCACCUGUCUCGAGGAGCUAGGCCGGCGCGAUUCCAGCAAAUUGCGGGAGAUGGAAUUGCGCGCCAAUAAUCCGCAAGAUCUGGCUGUCGACAUGUACAACUGCCAAAAGGGCGAACCCACAGACAUCAAGCAUCGACGCAAAAUGGCGCUCUACUUGGCGCUUAUCCGUGCCUGCAAUCGCAAUUGCAUUAGCGAAAUAUUUCGCACGCUUGAGUGUUGGGGCGAAAUGGAUUUUAGUAGCGUUAAUGAUAAGGAUACAUUGCUGGAGCUGUUACUGGUUUAUACUAUGGCAGCGAAGCAUCCGGUCUUUUCCUAUCAUCAAAAUACCAAGUGUGGUGAGAUAUUGGCCAAGCUUAAGGAAUCUGCACAGUUUGAGCAACAGCAGCAGCAGCAGCAACUGCAACAGCAGCAACAACAACAGCAACAACAACAGCAGUGCCAGCAACAACAGUCGCAUGUAGCCCUUCAGCAACAGCAACAUCAGCGUCAGCAGCAGCCGCAGCCUGCGUAUUAUCGCCGCGAUAUGAUACAACUGCCACAAAUGCCAAAUCCAUUGCUCUAUGCGCAGACGUGGCCCAAGGACGUUGAGUGCGCGCCUCAUUUAUUUCAGGCACAUAUAUCCAUUCCAGGUGAAACAUAUAAUCCAAUGACAACGCCCACUACAGCAUGGUCCAUGUACACGCCGCAGCAGCCGUCAUCUCUGCCCCCACAAAGCUUGGAGCAUCAAAUGCCACCGCCAGCCAGUUCGCCCAUGCUAAGCAGUCAGCAAUCAUCGCCAUCAAGCAGUCGCACCACAAGUCCGCAACGUGAGCGAGUCAACAGCAUGCCACUGCAACAGCAGCAGCAGCAGCAGCAACAACAGAUGCGUACACUGACACAAAGUCGCAUGAAAAAUGUGCGUAGACCUUCAGUUGAAACCACACCGCCACCGCCAGCGUUGAGCGAGCUUAAUACGCAUCAUGUGAAGCAUAUGGAAGAAAAUAUAAUCGACAGUGGCAGCUUGUCCAGCAAAAUACGCAACAGUUUUCCGCGCGCACUCCAUCAGCGCAACAAUGUCAACAAUUACAUGCAACAACAGCUGCAACAGUCGUCGGUGAAUCAGCAGCAGCAACAGCAGCAGCAACAUUAUCAAGUUAGCAACAAUGUGGGCAUGAAGCCGAGCAAGCAGCUGGUGCAUGCUAUGCAUAAUAUGCAGUUAAGUGAUGAUGGCAUUGCGUAUCGCAGCAAGAAUGUGCCACAAACUGGCAGCGAACCGGGCAGCUCGAAUGGCUCGUGUGGUGAUAUAUCGCCACCCGAAACCCCAACGCCGCUGCAGGCGCAUAACGCAGCGGGGGCAACAAUUGCCAUGGUAAACACAGCCAUAGCUGGAUAUCAGCAACAGCAACAGCAGCACCAACAGCAACAGCAGCAACAACAACAGAAGCAUCAUUUAAGUUACAAACAACAGCAGCAGCAGGUGAAUCUGCAGCAGCGCAUUAAUGGACGCAAUGGCGUGGAGAAAAAUUUUGCGCAGGCGCAAAUGUAUGCGCCCAGCAAUGCCAGCGAUACGCAAGCGUUGCAACAACAGCAGCAGCAGCAGCAGCAGGCAUUGCUUAUUAGUCCCUCAGCAGUAAGCACGCCAACAACCACAGUGCUGCUGCAGCAGCAACCACCACAACAGCAACAGGUAACAACAAGCGCGUAUAAUCCAGCCACAUAUCCAUAUCAUACCGCAAAUUCCCGUGGACCGCCACAGACACUAAUCCAGACGCAUGCGGGUGCACCGCCAACAGCGUUGCAUGGCCCGUUUCGCUUUCCAUUGCCGCCGCUGCAUAACGGCGAACUGCUCUAUUCAACAUAUCCCGCCGCAUUAACGUUCACACCUGUGCCUGUAACAGCCACGCCCACUGUUGGUGCCCCCGCGCGAAAUACAGUAGUUAGCAGCAAUGCAGCUGUUAACGUGCAAACUCAAACGUUACCUGCCACGCCACAGCUGCAACAACAGCAACAGCAGCAGCAGCAACAGCAACAACAGCAACAGCAACAGCAACUGUUGGCGGCUACAGUGGCAGCAGCAGUACCUUAUACGACGCUGGCGCAAAAGAUUAUCUCUUGUUACAAUUGCGGCUCGCAGACGCAUACGGGACGUGAAUGCCAGGAUGCAUCCAUGGAGGAUGUGACGCGCAGCGCCACCUAUAAGCUGGACUAUAGCACAACAACGAAUGCGCAUAGCGGCAACAUUGAUGCCAGCAUGGAACACAAGGAUAUGGGAAUGGCUAUGCCCAUGCUCAAAAGUGCAGGAGUGACGACACCAACGGCAGCAACAACAGUCGCCGCUGUGACCAGCAUGGGCAAAUAGGGCAUGUUGAAUAUGCGGCAGCAUACACACACACAUACAUAUAUGCAUAAUUAAUACUUAUAAACCAGCAUACAUUAUUAUAUAUAUAUCUAUAUAUAUGGAAACAAAUAAUACUUGCUAGUAAGGCUAUAUGCAACAUUUACUACGAAUGUCAAGUGCGGAAAUCAAAUUUCACGCCUUAGCCCACAAACCCACAAACAAACACACACGUCUCUUAGCUCGUUAAGAACCUUUGUCAAGUUGAAACACUAAUUUAAAAAGAAAUAAUUAGCUAACCAGGGAUAUUAAUUGCCGACAGUACAUGUGUAUACAGUAAACUGUAGUCAUACUACUUAUCUAACAUAUACAUAUAUAUUCCCACAAAAUCAACUGAAAACUGAAAACAAAAAAGAAAACAAAAAAAAUGAAUACUUAUAAUUAAGUUGUAUGUAAAAAAUAAUUAGCUCGAGUUAAUCAGAAACGCAGUUUUAUUUAGCCUCACUUAAGCUUAGUGCAAAACAAAACAAAACAAAACAA